Messenger RNA from Oldenlandia corymbosa var. corymbosa, 2777 nucleotides. NCBI's taxonomy places the organism in Eukaryota, Viridiplantae, Streptophyta, Magnoliopsida, Gentianales, Rubiaceae. The record is from the annotation of a GenBank genome assembly.
GAAUUCUUACCAAAGACUUAGCGGCAGAACAGACCAAAGAGCUGCUUGGUUUGGACUCUUUCUUCUUUUUCUUCUUCUUCUUCAUUUUUCCCGUCAUAAAUGCUCUGAUAACAUCUCUACUACUAUUUUCCAUUCGGUUCCUUUUUCCUAUUCAAUUCUCUCCUCUGUCUGGUUUAUCACAUUAUUCAUCUAUCUACUUCCGUUUAAUUAAACCCCCAUCAAAUCUGCUGAAACCCGGAAUCUAGUGGCCGCCCUUUUGUUCUCCUGGAUCGGUGUUUUUUGUUGCCGGAUCGUAUUUGCAGAACCCCUUUUAAAUUUAUCCCAACAAAAUUGAUUCUUGCUGAAGCAGUGGUACCGACAGUUUUUGUGAAGUGCUUACAAUGGCACCUAGUACAAUCAGGAAGGCCAUUGGGGCCGUGAAGGAUCAGACUAGCAUAAGUUUGGCUAAGGUGGCCAGCAACCUUGCUCCGGACCUUGAAGUCUUAAUUGUCAAGGCAACAUCUCAUGAUGAUGAGCCGGCUGAUGAGAAAUAUGUUAGGGAGAUACUGAAUUUGAUGCAGUACUCCAGAGGUUAUGUCAAUGCGUCUGUUUAUGCUAUUUCAAAGAGGCUGAGUAAAACCCGCGAUUGGAUUGUUGCUUUGAAGGCCUUAAUGCUUGUCCACAGGCUGUUGAAUGAUGGGGAUGUGGUUUUUGCUCAAGAAAUCACCUAUGCUAGCCGAAAAGGGACCCGCGUUUUGAAUAUGUCAGACUUCCGUGACGAGGCACAUUCCAAUUCCUGGGAUCACUCAGGGUUUGUGAGAACCUACGCCCUGUAUUUGGAUCAGAAACUUGAGUUUCUGGUGUAUGAGAGGAAAUUGAAUGGCGGCGAGGAGAAGAGGAGGUAUGAUGAUGGCUAUGGAGAGUUUCGUGAUGAACCUAAUUAUGGAAUGCAAAGAAGGUCACGAUCUUACGAUGAUUUCUAUGGGGAAUCACAGGGGCGAGGGGGGGAUUCUCAAGGGCGAGCGGAGAACAGUGCUGUCACCCCAGUUAGGGAGAUGAAGCCUGAUAAGGUUCUGGAGAGAUUGAACCAGUUGCUACGUCUUCUUGAUCGAUUUCUGGCAUGCAAGCCAACUGGAGUUGCCAAGAAUAGUAGGAUGGUGCUUGUAGCGUUUUACCUUGUAGUGAGAGAGAGUUUUAGGCUCUAUGCGGAUAUAUGUGAGGUUUUGGGAGUUGUGCUGGAUCAAUUUAGUGACAUGGAAUAUGCUGAUUGUGUUAAAGCUUUUGAUGCAUAUGUUAAUGCAGCAAAGAUGAUUGACGAGGUUGUGGCUGUUUAUAAUUGGUCCAAAGAUACAGGGGUGGCAAGGUCGUCAGAGUACCCAGAAGUACAGAGGAUCACCGAUAAGCUUCUGGGGUCACUUGAGGAAUCUCUAAGGGACAAGGCAAAUCGACCAAAAGCAGUAGAGAAAAGCAAAGAGGAGAGUUCAUCAGAGGUAAAAGAGGAGGAAAUACCAGAUAUGAAUGAAAUCAAAGCGCUACCUCCACCUGAAAACUACACACCACCUCCACCCCCACCACCACAGCCUCAAACCCCGCCCCAGCCUAAGCCUCAAACUCAGAAGGUUACAGAGGACUUGGUAAAUCUGAGAGAUGAAGGUGUCUCGGCCGAUGAGCAGGGAAACAAAUUGGCACUGGCACUGUUUUCUGGGGCUCCUACGGUGAAAACUGAUGGCUCAUGGGAAGCAUUUCCAUCAGAGGGUGAUUCAGGGAUAACUUCAGCAUGGCAAACACCAGCAGCUGAAACCGGUGCUGCAAACUGGGAAUUAGCUCUGGCCGAAACUGCCAGUAAUCUGUCGAAACAAAAGGCUGAUUUAGCUGGUGGUUUUGACUCACUGUUAUUGAACGGUAUGUAUGAUCAAGGGGCUGUGAGGCAGCAUGUAAGCACUAAUCAGUUGAGUGGUGGGAGUGCUAGCAGUGUGGCGUUACCCGGCAUGGGCAAAGGUGCGACACCAGUUUUAGCGUUGCCUGCCCCUGAUGGAACGGUUGUUCCAGUGGGGAACCAGGAUCCCUUUGCAGCAUCUCUAUAUGUUCCACCGCCCUCAUAUGUUCAGAUAGCUGAUAUGGAGAAGAAACAGCAAUUGCUUACACAGGAGCAGCAGAUCUGGCAGCAGUACGCCAACAAUGGAAUGCAAGGCCAGGUUGGUUUGACCAAGAUUGCAGCUGGCACUGCGGGUUAUUAUGGAGGGGGUAUGCAACCUAUGAUGCCAUAUGGAAUGCCUCAGGCCAACGGCAUGGGACAGCCAGGUGGAUAUUACUAUACUCCUCUUUGAAUAUGAGAACGAAUCACUCCUGAAAAACCAAUUAAGAGAUAUUUUUGAACUGGAACUUCCUUACCAUCUGUAACCUUGUAAGCCUAAUAUGUUGAGAGCGGGCAUAUUUCCUAGUUUAGUAAACUAUAUGAGUGAGGGCGUUAUGUCCUUGUAUACAGGAUGUUUUGCAAGGAUCUGUAAUACAAAUUCGCCAGAAUGGAUAUAAAUUGCAGCUUAUAUCUGGCUGCAUACUCAUUUUUUACAUGGGUAUGGUUCAUUCCAGUAUAUUACAGUUAAACGUAGAGGGAAGAGAGCGAAUGUUGCCUCUUAAAAUUUGAUAUAGUUUUCAUUGUCCUUGGCCCUUGGGUCCUUGCCCCUUGGGUCGUUAUCUGCAUCAAGCUCAAUAACUCAGGUAUUAAGGUAGUGAAAACGUGCUUGCCUCUUGAUUAGUAACUGUCUAGCGGGAUCUCUUGCAUACCACUACCAAUUGAA